GCAGUUGUUCUUGUUGUGUGUGCGUGAACCGUACGUGUAUGCUAUUUGUUUACAAUUAUACACACGCGUUCAAUGUCGGCUGCCGCUUCCCACUGCAACGCAGGUCAGCUCGAGAAGUUAUUCAUGAAUGGAGUCCGUGACUGUGUGUUUAUAUUGAAGGUCUAACGUUAGACUUAUGCAUUGACUUCAGUAUUCUUCGCUUGCACAAUUUCGUGUAAUUUCUCGGUGUUUUAAUCACACCGUUGUGUCCGUCAUGGCAUCAUUUUGCGGGCGAAAUACGAAUUCAAAGGACUGAAAUUACCGAACAGUUUUGUUGUAUGUUGUGCUGUGGUGAAGGAACUUCAAUCAUGUGUACUAUGUACAUGUGGAUUCCAUAUUUGCGAUAGGACAAAUCUACACCAUACUACAUAUAGGCCUACAUAGAGUACAAAAUUCAGUCCAGCCAAUGGCCCAUAUAUGUACAUGGAACAAUAAAUGAUUGUCUGGACGUGAUCAUUCCCUCGUGGAGUUCAUUGGCCCGACGCUAUUUAAAGCCAUAAUAGAAGAGCAUGGUGAAAGGUGACUGUCAACUAAAAUAAACAUCUGUAAUAUGGCAUCAUUUGCACCACUUUCCUUCUCUAAACUUCCACAUGAAAGAUAAUCUCCCCAAUGGAGGCUAUGAGAACACAGGUCCCCUCAUGUCAAAAUAAUGGCAAGGAGGACCCAAUCGCCGGCUACUCCAAGAGAACUUUGAAGGAACUCGACGAUGUCCCAAUGGAUGAGCUCAUUGUAGGCCCUUUUGCUACCGAGGAUCCAUCAGGCAGCGAGGGUGAUGACGGGUGGAUAGAAGACUCUGAUGAAGAAGUCCCGGCUUUGCGGAAGCUUUCCGAUGUCAACGACGAUAUCGACGAUGGGGAUGAUGAUUCAGACUUCAACUAUGAUGAGAGUUUUUUGUCGACAUCAAAUAAAUGCGCACAGGAUACUUCAGUUGAUAAGAACAUCGAAUAUGAAGUAGCAAAACAGCCAGAGUACACAGAUCUUGUGAAAGAGGGAACAAUCAUUGGCUUGCUGGAACAAAAUCACGAACAUGUCAGAAAGGAGGUAGUAAGGACACAGAGUUCAGUGUCAGUACUUCCAACAGAUGAGAUAAGCAAAAUGCAGAAGAGUAACGAGCGUAGGAGGAAACAGGUGUUAAUAUCCAGAGACAAGGUGAUAAAGAGGACCUCUGUGGUUCAUUCUGACCCAACUUUACACCCUCAGCAAAACACACCAACUUCCCAAAGUAAGACAGUAACUCCACAUGAAAUUCAAAGCUCUGCUAACACGCUUCGGGAUCUUAAGAAGAUCAGCAGUAGUGUGGAUAAGAAAGGUAGUAAUGCCUCAUACUUCACACUUUGGCAUCCAAAUAACAGUGAGGUCAAAACCACUUCACAAUUGCAGAACGUUAACUCCGGAUGUGAGAAGUCAGUUCCAAGGGCAACAGUCGUCAAGCAAAUUGAAUCAUUGAAAAGCGAUCAUGAACACGUCAGGACCAUGGCAGCAAAGAUAAUUGAGUCAGUGGCAGCAAAGGACGGAACAAAGAACAGUGAUAAGGUGCACAGACGAAAACAAGUAUUAGAAACCAUUGCUGAAAAGGAAUCAACAUCUAAACCCGGCUUCAUUCCUCCUCUACCUACAGUACAGGAAACGUCGGGUACCAUUCUUAUAUCACGUAAGGUUAAGCGGGAAGGGUGUGAGGUGGUCUCAGGAAAGUCAGCCAAAUCUGAAAACCUGGUUAGAGGUGUUGUUCCAUAUCAACCUGCUCCAAAGCAAAUCAUUGUUGAGUCGCAUAAGGGAAACCAGUAUUACCCCCAAGUCCAACCAACCUCAAACAUCAAAGACAGUACGAAGGACGGUAAGCUGUUGGGUGGCGAUACGGGUACUAAGAAAAAAUACACGUCGGUGGAAGAGUAUGUUGAAGACCUCAAAAGGAUGAUGCAAGAGAAGGGUAUUUCAAACAUGGUACUGCAUGGUCCUAAACGUGUUAUUUCGGAUGUUACCAAAAAAUUGAAUGCUAUCACCCUUCCGCCUACCUCUGUCUUUUGCAAGGCUCCCUUUGUGAAUAAAGAACCCCUGGAAAUGAAUCCCUCAGUACCUACCGUGAAUAAAGAACCCCUGAAACUUAAUCCCUCAGUACGUACCGCGAAUAAAGAACCCCUGAAACUUAAUCCCUCAGUACCUACCAUGAAUAAAGAACCCCUGAAACUUAAUCCCUCACUACCUACCGUGAAUAAAGAACCCCUAAAACGUAAUCCCUCACUACCUACCGUGAAUAAAGAACCCCUAAAACGUAAUCCCUCACUACCUACCGUGAAUAAAGAACCCCUAAAACCUAAUGUUUCACUACCUACAGAACGUAAGUUUGGUGAAUCCAACAAAUCUAAAGAAUCAUCAGUGAAGAAUGAACGACCAGUUAUGACCCCAAGUUCAGUACGCAUGCCUUCUCUUUUAGAUGGAGCGUCCAUUAAAGACUCUACACCAACCGGCGUCAGUAAACUUGUAGUUGAAUCAAAAGAUUUGCCAAUCACUCUGUCCACACAUGUCAUCAAGGAACCCAACAUCACCGAGAAAGGCGACUCUUUGACCGUCAAGGGAACUGCACCAAAUAAAAUGGCUUCAGUAAGUAGUACCUCUAAAUCUACUGGACCUGUGCAGCUGUUGCAACCGGGGAACAAUCUUGUUCGAUAUACUGUAACUUGCCCCAAUGGUCAGAGAAAAAUUCUCCAGGUACCUGGAGGCAUUCCUGGUGUGAACAACAAAACUGGCUCAGGUAAGCCCCGGAUAUUACUAUGUAAGUCGAGUGUUGAUCUGAAUGUUGGUAGUAUUAUGGGUCCGAAAGCAAAUACAUCGGCAAGCAGUAGCCAGGUGGAGGUCAUAACUCAAGUCCUUUCGUCGGGUGCCAAAGUAAAAAAGAUAAAAAUAGUAAAUAAGUCUGUCUUGUCUGAUGUGCAAAGACGCCCCACUGUGUCCAAUGACAACAAGACAGACCCUCUGAAAAUGACGAUCAAGAAGAAUAUUUACCAGAAAAACAUAGUGUCCAAUCAAGAUGGGACGUAUGUAUUCACUCAAAAGGCAACAAAGGAGCGCAAACAACCAGAAGACCGUUCUACCAAGGUUUCCAAAGACCAAAAGAAACCUGUAGGUAAACAGGAUACAGAAUGUUCCGACUCGCUUGACACAAAGGGCGAUAUUUGCCGAUCCAGUGAUAAUCUUGGGAUCAACUCAACUUCCCGACGGAGAAGUCGGCGGUACAGGAAAGUAUCAAGGCCGUACUCGCCUCCACCACAGAAGAAGAGGAAAGUGACGCCCUCGUCGUCACCUUCAAACCCAGUGAAUUCACCUGGUGACAGAGGCUGCCCUGGCCUGCCUUCGCGUCCUAAACCUUCACCACGACCUGUUGUCGUUUUGAAGAAAGAACUAGACAUUCCACGCGACCUGACGUUCUCGGGCGAUGUGAAGCGAGAUUUUCCUGCAAAGGGAAUAGGGAUAGCCAUUAAAUCCGAACCACUCUCCGAUGAUGAGUUCAUAAAUGCUCUUGAGCCUAGCCCGAGUUUUAUCGAGAACAAGGCGGUUAAAACCGAACCGGAUUACGCUUCCGAUUCCACAGACAUUCCAACCGAUCCGGAGGACAUUGAUGAAUACGAUGUUGAUGCUAAUACCAAUCCUAAAGAGCAGCUUCCAGAAACGACGUCAGCCACUGGCAAUUGUGGGCUCCCGAAGGUUUCCGAUACGGAGUUUUUGUCGCGAGCCGAGAAAAUGCGUCUUCUCCAACAGCGGAUUGAAGAGCAGGAGUCCAUCCUUGAAAACAUCAAGAAACAACGGCAGGAAUUAGAAAUGCAGAGACAGAAUAAUCCUUACUUAGAAGAUCUCAUGUGACUUGAUAUAUACCCAACCCUUCCUUGAUAAAAGAAUAUACGACAAAUUAAGGACAGUGAUAAGAAAGGUAUUAUUAUACACUAAAAGUACUCGGUCUUAUACCACUUUUGCUGCUUCUAUUACUAACUAAGAGAUUUAUUUGUCAUUUAACUCCAUACUACCCUCAUUCUGGGUGGUUUUUUGUUUUGUGACGUCACGUUUUGGGGGUCUUGCCUGCCUUAUCAAAUUACCCUGGCUGGUGCUGCCCAUAUUGAUAAAAAUUAUUGUAAUAAUGAUAAUAACAAUAAUAGUAAUAAUGAUUAUUAUUAACAUUAUUAUUGCUGUUAUUGUUAUUAUUAUUAAUAGUAGUAGUAGUAGUAGAAGUAUGAUUAUUAUUAUCAAUAACUGCAGUGGUUUUGAUUGUUAUAAUAUGUUGAAUAACAAAUAUAACACUUUGCAUGUCAAGCAAAAAUAUACUGGGUGAGACCUAAAAAGCAAACACUAGUAAUAGCUCAACGAAAGGUCACAUGAUGUUGCCCUGAUAAGAAAUCCACCAGUCGACAAACAUUUUCAUACCGAGUGAUCGGAAAAUCCCAAGGACGCAUGGUUGUCAGUGGUCACAAAACACGAUAAUUUUGAGAUCAAAAUAUGGAUAAGUCUGACCCAGAAGGUCGAAAAUAAAUGCAUCGACUUAUUGACAGUUCACUGAUUUAAUGAGUUACUUGGUAACGAUGUUAUGAGUACACUUUGGUGUCAAACUACGGUCGUGUGUUAUUCCGUUCAAUUUAAUGUAUUUCCCAUUGAAAGAAAAUUCCUUUUUGAGAGGACUCUUUACAUAUUAAAGGGAAAGCUUACCCAAAUAACACUUAAAUAUACCAUGAGGUAUAACUCGAAAAAUAUCAACAUCAUAUCGCACGAUGUGACUGGUCCUCAUUUUAUAUUUGGAUUAUUGCCCCAGGGCAAUAGGUAUUUCAGAGAAACCCACAAAUCCUUUAUAACUAAGUACAUAGCCUAUGGGAAAGUUGUCCUUCCCACUUGUCAUAAUUUACUUACCCAGUUGCCAAUUUGAAAUUUAUAUAAUUAUAGGGAUCUCAAUUUUAAAACAGUCAAAACUUUCUUAUUGCUUGUCCAAUUUCUUUCAGACUUUCACCAUUCUGUUUAACUAUACUUUUCUCCUUCAAGAUGAAAUUACAUAAGUUUAUAUUGUUGUACUUGAUUGAAUUAUUGCAUUGUAAAUAAUAUCACCUCACUACUUCUUCAUUUUCCUUUAAUUUGAUUAUUUCAUUUUUAUGUUUUUCUCCUCUUUGACAUUUCUUUGCUAUUUAUUCUUCCUUAUAACCCUAACCCUUUCUUUCUUCCAUUUAUCCUUCUGUUGUCCCUCCUCUACUACUUCUAUUUCCUUUUCGUCAUAUUUUUCUCUUCUUUCCUCUCUUUUUUCUUCCUCAUUUUCUUCAUGUUAGUUUCUUCCCGGUCUCCAAUUUUUCUUCUUCCUUUUUAUUUAGUCGUUUUUAUUCUUUGAUCUUCGUCGUCUUCUCAUAUACGUCAUCAUAUGCUUCACGCUUGUCUCUUGCACAGCUCAUUAUUGGCCUUUUUUAGGAUAGAUGUAAAAGAGACGUAGGCCUAUGUUUUAGUAUGCACUGUAUUUUAACUCGUUUCAAUGUGCUAUACUUCGUCCAUUGCAUUGUUGUAUGCAGCAUUUAAAUCGGCUAAUAGAACCUUUCUAAUUUAUUAUUGUAUUUUUCUUUGUUUACUUAAUGUUUAAUACACGUCCGAGGUUAUAUUACAUGUAAUUAGUAAAUCGGAUAAGAUUUUUUUUUCGUAAGUCAAUUGUUGUGCAGCUAUAGUGUUAAUAUGGUUAAGAUAAGUGUACUUCUCAUGGAAUCACUUUUAAUGAGUUGAUAUUCUUUUUUAAAGGGGUACUCCGGUCUGAAAAUAUUAAUAUCUAAAUACGUAGAGUAAAAUUCAAAGAGCAAAAUGCUGGAAAUUUCAUCAAAAUCGGACAACAAAUAACAAAGUUAUUGAAUUUGAAAUUUUAGCAGUAUUUUGUGAAAAUGGUGAUAUGCGCGUUAUCAUGAAUAUUCAUUAGAUUGGCUGAUGAUGUCACAUCCCCACUUUCCUUUUUCUCAUGUCAUUACAUGAAACCAUAAUUGUUUCAUUUUUACAUACAUGUACAUGUGUGAAUAAUGUGUCUCCUAAUGAAAUAAGUUGCAGCAAUGAAUAUUUCAUGCACGGAAUUAGUUGUCAAUCCAUUUUUUUCAGUUCUUGGUAGAAAAAAUAUUAAUUAACCUAAUUUCAUAUAAUAAAAUACAAAAGAACAAGUGGGAAUAUGACAUUAUCACUUUUCUCAUUGAAUAUUCAUGAAUAUAUGCCAAGAACUGUUUCACCGGAAUAAUGCAAAUCUUAAAAAUGCCAUAAAUGUGUUAUUCCUUGUCAGAUUUCGAUCAAAUUUUCUUUAUCUGUUUAAAUAAGAUUAUUUUCAGCCAGGAGCAUCCCUUUAAGGAUGAGUCAUUAUCAUAUUGUGUAUAUUAUGGUUUGUAUAUCAUAAAUAUUCAUUUCAUUAUCAAUGCAAUACUCUCAUAACAAUAAUUCAUUUUAAUUCCUCGCAGUUUGACGUUAUAGGCAUAUUCCAGAAUGCCGUCAACUGCAUUUCCUGAUUUUCUCGUUUUUAAGGCAAUAUUUCAGAUGAAAUUAAUGAAUGCAGCGCCAUGUUCCCUUUAUUACAUUACGGCCUAUCAUGCUCUACAUACACAACACACUUUUGCUGUAUUUUAUAUUUGUCUCAUACAGCUGAACGCAAUACCCUGACUACUAACAUCUUUCUCUCCUUAAAGGACAAUUCCACCCCAAGAAAAAGUUAAAUUGAGUAAAAAGAGGAAAAUCAUAUAGCAUAUUGCUGAAAAUCUCAUCAAAAUCGGAUUUAAAAUAAAGUUAUGACAUUUUGAAAUUUUGCUUAAUUUCACAAAACAGUUAUAUACACAUCAUUGUCGGUAUGCAGAUGAGGGGACUAAUGACAUCAUUCACUAUUUCUUUUGUAUUUCAUUAUAUGAAAUAUGAAAUAUUUAAAUUUUCUCCUCAUUGUCAUGUGAAAUAAAGUUUUAUUCUUCCAUGAACAUGUGGAACUACCAUUGUUUUAAUGUUUUUUGGCUCAUUCAAGUUGGUCAUUAUUGACAAAUCUGUAAAAAUCGAAAUAUUGUAUAAUUCAAACAAAAAAGCAAAAUAAAUAGUGAGGGACAUCAUCGACUCUUAUGUGCAUAGAACUGUUUUUGUGAAAAAUAGCGAAAUUUUAAGAUUUUAUAACAUUCUUAUUUUAUAUCCCAUUUCGAUGAAAUUUUCAGCGUUAUGCUUGCUUGAUUUUUCUCUAUUGAUUCAAAUCAACAUUUUCAGGGGUGGACUUGACCUUUAAAACACAUGCACAUACACGUAUUUUGAAUGCGAGAAAAUGCAGUCCUCAACGUUUGAUCAGGACAGCAACACUUUGGGGAGGUGCGCCACCUAUCGUCAAAUUUGUGGAAACGGCGUCUGUACUUUAUGCACUUGUAUGUUCUCUCGUCGUGCUGCUAUUAACGUGCGUUCAUCAAUUAAGGAAAAUAAUACGUCACUAUGUUUUUUAAUGUCCUUUUGCUUUAAUUAUUGAUGCACAUGUACAUGUAGAUUUGACUAUAGGUGUUGUCAAAUUAAAUGUUCAAACGCCUGACAAUCAGCAGUUAAAAAGUACUACCACUUACCCAAAUCUAUUCAAUGAUUUUUAUUCUAUGUCUUUACUUGUUAACUCAUUCAUUUGUUUGUACUGACUUGUAGUUAUUAGAACAUCCAAUUGCAUUCAUUUAUUGAUGUUAGUAUGCAUUCAUUAGUAAUGCAUAUAUAUGCCAACUAUACAGUUUAGAUAUGUAUUCCUUUAUUCAUAUAAAUGUAAUUUCCUUUAAA
Messenger RNA from Lytechinus pictus (painted urchin), 7797 nucleotides. RefSeq lists its product as uncharacterized. Bases 649 to 3894 code for a protein of 1081 amino acids. Lineage: Eukaryota; Metazoa; Echinodermata; Echinoidea; Temnopleuroida; Toxopneustidae. The record is from RefSeq and is a predicted model, not a curated record. The transcript has 4 exons.